AUGGUCUUCGCAUCUUCAUCACGGCUAUUGGCGAGCUUUGCUCCUGCCUUUAGCGCACUUCGAACACCCUCCUCUUCCAUCCCCAGCUCCAGCCUCACAAGUGUCUUCUCAGCUCGAACAGCAACACGACACUUCUCAUCAUCACAAACCUUCCAGGCCAGUCCGCGGACCAAGCAUCUCUCACAGCACGGCAACGGCGGCAAGCUCAAAUCGCACUCGGGCACUAAGAAGCGAUGGUCCCCUCUAGGAAGCGGCAGCGGCAAAGCCUACCAACUCACAUUCAAGCGUGGCAUCGCAGGGAAGAGUCAUCUGAACUCACAUAUGGCGAGGGACAGACUCAACAAUCUCGGUGGCACAGCCAUCAAACCACAUACACCCGACUAUCCAUCCGGCAACGACCUUUCAAAAUCGUAUCACACGACCAAUCCCCGCAGUCCACCCCGUCUACGUCUGCACUGCGCACGACCGCAUUUUGAAUUGCAACGGCCUUUCAAAAGCAUCUCGCGGGACUAUGCAUCGCUCCCGAUCCCGAAUAUUCUUGUGUACGUUCACGUCUGCCGCAGCACGCCGCAUCGUGUCGAUAAAGAUACACACGUCCCACAUCGCUGCGGAUCACAACAGCGUUUAGCCACCAUCAAGGUUCAUAGCAACGGUGACAUCCGACAUAGCAACGAGCCUAGUUCUCUGUACACAGCGUCCCAUGUACUUGAUCCUCCGCCGCACAAAUCUAGACAUGACGAUAUAUCCAUGAUCUUGCGAGGCUAUUCCAAGAUAGGUAUACGCAGUGGCCAGCUCUACUCUCGCGGGCUGGUUCGCUUGAUGUCAUCUACAUCUCGAAGUGAAGCACAACCCAUUGAUGCGGCUAACAUCGCCAAUCGCGUUUGA
Pseudozyma hubeiensis SY62 is the source of this 885-nucleotide messenger RNA. RefSeq lists its product as hypothetical. Bases 1 to 885 code for a protein of 294 amino acids. Gene Ontology annotation, cellular component: ribosome. The transcript is spliced from 2 exons. NCBI's taxonomy places the organism in Eukaryota, Fungi, Basidiomycota, Ustilaginomycetes, Ustilaginales, Ustilaginaceae. The record is from RefSeq and is a predicted model, not a curated record. Gene Ontology annotation, biological process: translation. Gene Ontology annotation, molecular function: structural constituent of ribosome.